AUGUAUAUCAAGGGGGCACUUCAGGUUCAUAAUCCUAAACGAGAAGGUUAUGGUCUUAUAGUCCCCCGGACUCAACUUGGACGCGCUGUAUGCAUCAUCUAUGCUCUGAUGGGAAUCCCCAUUAACAUAAUCUUUAUGGCUGGCAUCGGUCGAGUACUCGCCCGUUUAAUCGAUCGGACCUACUGUCUAUAUUUGAGGGCUUUUCGCCUCUGCCCUUGUUCUAAACCCAAACCAAAGCACGAACGUCAGAAAAAAGAAAACUGCGCAGGUAAAACCCGCCAACGCAGACAGAGCAUGCGCAGCAAUCAGGUAUCGGGUGAGGGCGCUGCACUGCCUGACUCUGGGCACGCUAAACAUACGCAGAAGUGUGAUAUGAUUCAGGAGGCAUACGACAGAGUCACCAGGUCAUCAGUGUUUCAUGUGAUGUAUUCUGAUUGGUCGAAGAAGCAGCCAGAGACUAGUUUCACGGGACCCAGUCUCCCCGAAGUUCAUGUGUCGGGUCAAAUAGGCCUAUCUGGGGAAGCAAAGUCCUGUCAGGAUGCCGAUAAGACUAGCAGAUCUGAAUCUGUUGAAGAUAAGGAUAUGGAUGAAGAGAAAAGUGGAAGACCUCUAGCACCAGUUUGGUUCAUAAUCCUUUUUGUUUCGGUUUGUGCCACCAUAUUUGAUAUAAUAAUAUGGAACUCUGACGUCUUGGAAGACAAUUGGACCCUUAUUGAUCUUAUGUAUUUCAAAUUUAUCACAUAUUCUACGAUCGGUUUUGGCGAUCUCUAUAUCAAUCCACCGAAAAAGGCUCUUCAUGGACUAUCUGUUUGCGUUGAUAUAGUUACUAUUGUGCUUGGGAUGUCUUUCCUGUCUAUGGUUAUAAACAUCAUUACGUCCUCUGACCGGUUGAACCAAUCUCUUAAUUUUGUCACGUGCCUGUUACAUACAAUGUGGCAGUCUAUUUCAAAUGUGUUAUGCAGGAGAGAUCGCACAUAAACAAUGCACUCUAGCCAAUUUCCAAAGUAUAGACCAUAAACAUAAUGUACAUACAUUUAUUUCAUUGUCAUAUCUACAACUACUUCC
Lytechinus pictus (painted urchin) is the source of this 1065-nucleotide messenger RNA. Its product is annotated as potassium channel subfamily K member 18-like. The coding region runs from base 1 to 978 and encodes 325 amino acids. Gene Ontology annotation, molecular function: potassium ion leak channel activity; outward rectifier potassium channel activity. Gene Ontology annotation, cellular component: plasma membrane. Gene Ontology annotation, biological process: stabilization of membrane potential; potassium ion transmembrane transport. The record is from RefSeq and is a predicted model, not a curated record. NCBI's taxonomy places the organism in Eukaryota, Metazoa, Echinodermata, Echinoidea, Temnopleuroida, Toxopneustidae. The transcript is spliced from 2 exons.